AUGCUGCUCCAAGCCACUCCAUAUGGAGCAGUCAAGGUUUUGCUCCAAGUCACUCCAUAUGGAGCAACCCAGGUUUUACUCCAGGUCACUCCAUAUGGGGCAACCCAGGUUUUACUCCAGGUCAUUCCAUAUGGAGCAACCUGGGUUUUGCUCCAGGUCACUCCUUAUGGAGCAACCCGGGUUAUAAGAAAUAACUUUGCUCCGG
This is a messenger RNA of Dentiscutata erythropus, 205 nucleotides long. NCBI's taxonomy places the organism in Eukaryota, Fungi, Glomeromycota, Glomeromycetes, Diversisporales, Gigasporaceae. The record is from the annotation of a GenBank genome assembly.